Trichoderma aggressivum f. europaeum is the source of this 2181-nucleotide messenger RNA. RefSeq lists its product as uncharacterized. Lineage: Eukaryota; Fungi; Ascomycota; Sordariomycetes; Hypocreales; Hypocreaceae. Gene Ontology annotation, cellular component: mRNA cleavage and polyadenylation specificity factor complex. The coding region runs from base 1 to 2181 and encodes 726 amino acids. The transcript is spliced from 5 exons. The record is from RefSeq and is a predicted model, not a curated record.
AUGGCCUCCUCGUCGGCCCUCUCUGUGCCAGACCAGAUCCGCCAGCUCAACGAUGCCCGCAAGCUCGUCCUGGGAGACGUCAAGUACUAUCCGAGCGUGGUCAGAGGCAUCCUGCCCAUCAUUGGGCCCACGGCGCCGAUAGAGCUGCGGCGAUGGGUCACUGAUUUCCUGGCCGAGGCAUUUGCCACGCCGGCGCUGCCCAAUUCCGAGAAGGAGACGAUGCAGCCAUACGUGUUGACGACGCUGGAGUCGCUGAUUGAGCAGGAGGGUGAUGCACAGGUCCUGAGGAAUGUGAUACAGACGGCAGCGAGCAUCUACCCGCUGGCCAUGAGGUGGAUCAUCAACAACAGCUACGACACGGUGACGUGGGAGAGAAUGGUGAGUAUCAAGCACAAGAUUUUGCAGCUGUGGGACAAUGUCCCUCCCACGGUGAGGAUAUGCUGCAUCAAGUUUGCCCAGCGAGUGGUGCUGGCGCAAAGCGUUGCCUCGGGCGCUGAACACAGGUAUGGCGGCGGACUGGAUGUCUCUCUGGACAAAGUCCCGCCCAAUCACCAGACGCUCGAUCCUAGAACUCUCGAGGCAGAGGCAAGUGGGCUGUUGGACCGCAUGUUGAGCAUAUUACAGGGGAACAACGAUGGUCUUCUUGUAGAUGCGACUUUGAACUGCUUGUCCAUCAUGGUGCGGACUCGCCCUGCCACGUCCGGUCGCAUCCUCAAUGCAUUGCUCAACUUCAACCCUCUACAAGCCGCCAACUCACCCCUGACCCCCAAGACCAAGGUGAUGAUCAAGUCCAUGGAAAAGACGGCACGACUGCUGUUGAUUCACCUGAGUAAGCGAGACCCUCACAACCCAAUCGUGCCUAGAAUACAGCAGCAUGUGGAGGGCACAAUGCGUAUGGUAGCCGAGCUCUUCGACAGUGCUGGCCGGAAACGACCCCUGGAGCCCAAGCCACAAGACGGAUAUGAUGCCAAACGCCCGCGGAUCGAGGCCUCCCAGAUCCAGAUCCCCUCCUUGGGCCCAGGCCCCCAUAGCCUGGCCGAUGUCUUUACCCUUAUUGGCAACGAUGGACUCAAGUUCUUCGACGUCUCUCAGGUCCCCCCCAGCCUCGUAGCCAGAAUUGCCGUGAAUACCCUGUCUAGGUUGGACGCCCAGGUCCUCGCAAAGGCUGUAGAUGGCGUUCGCGGCCGACUGGAGAUGCUGAACAAUAGCCCUCCGGCGGAGCUGAAUCCAAACACCGCGCCUCUGGGUGUCGAGGAGGACGAGGACGACUAUGAGCCAGACUUUUACCAGGCAGAGGAUACGGAGCAGAUUCUGAACAAGCUGGAUAACGCCCCGGCGCCGGCCGUGGCCGAACCCAGAAUAAGCCUGGACGACACGUUGGGGCUGAGGUCCUUCAGCCUUCCCCAGCCGCAGCAGUUGACGCCAGAGAUGGCCCUCAACGCGGGCAAUGGCACGGUAACAAGAGUGCUGGACAUGAUGAAGUCUCUAGACGAACCAGCAACGAAGAAGCAAAAGGCCGGCUUCAGCCGCCUUGCAGCGAGCUCCGAGAGCAGGGACUCUUGGAUGACCAUCUUGGCACGUCUCGCAACACGGUCAUCGGCAGGGCUCGAGGAGAUAUCAGUCAAGGCCGAGGCAGACGACUCCAGCCGGCCGUCGUCCCUCAACAACGGCAUCAGGGAGAUUCUCUACAACUACAUCAUGGAAGACUUCCGAAAGCACAUUGACGUCGCGGUAUCAUGGCUUUGCGAGGAGUGGUACAACGACAAGGUGCAGCAAAAGGCCGGGGGCGACCAUCCGCUAUACUACGAAAAGUGCACGCUGCGGCUCAUCGACGGGUUUCUCCCGUACCUGCACCCGCAAGACAAGGUGCUGACGCGGUUUCUGAGCGAGAUUCCCGAGCUGAACCGGGCGAUUCUUUCUCGCGUGAAGCACAUGUGUCGAGAUCCGAGCGUGACGCAGUUGGCGUUGACGAGUUUGCUGUAUUUGGUGAUUAUGCGGCCUCCCAUCAAAGAGGCUGCUCUGGAUACGGUUCAAGAUAUUUGGACAGACUACGAAGAUGCUAGGGCUAUGGCCGGCAAAUAUCUUAGCAAAUAUCGGCCGCUGUUUAUAGAAAAUGCAACAAACCGCGAAAACAAUGAUAGCCCGACACCAGCACCAGCAGGAGCUGCCAUUACCACAUAA